AACAGACUUUUAACUUCGAUAUAAAAAUUACUUAUAUAUGGAGGAAGAAUGAAGAUAUUUGGCCCAACUUCUGAAAGCAAGACGAAAUGGCCCGAUGAAAGGUUCCCUUUUCUUCAAGAGAUGUAUGCGGAAGAUAUUCCACCUGAACCCAGAAGCAACUACAAAUCAGAUCGAAACAGGAAUAUAUUGCAGGGGACGACAAUGAUUCUUGGACGCUGGCCGGAAGACAUUGCAGUUAUUUGCACGUAUUUCGCAAUAGGCAUUACCCUUACGGUAAUCACGGCAUUAUCUCUACUGCUUAUCUUUACCAAAAACAAUACGUCACAUGAAAUGGUAACAAAGACAGGAUCGAAUGUUCUUGAAUUAGAAACACGUUGUGACUAUGAACACACAGUAGAUGAAACACUGAAUAAGCUUAGAAGAAUACGUAGAAGGAAUAAUGUUAACUUCUUUGGGUUUCAACAUACGUCAUCAUUUGAAACGGAGGGAAAUGAUAACAGCGAUGAAGAUUUACCAACAUUAACGGAACAUAAAGUAUUUCUUGUCACUACCGACGACUUCUCUUCUUCACACAAAUUAUGUGCAGUGGAAUCCGCUGCAAGAAUCAUGUCAGAUUAUGAUUUAUACGUAAUAAUAAUUUCACUAAAUAAUACUGACAUAAAUAUAGUACCAGAUAAACGCUUUGAUGAGCUACAAAAUACAUAUUCAAAACUCAAAGUAUUUCGUAUAAAAGGUGAUAGAUAUUUCUAUGAUUCACCGAUGAGAGAUAUAUUACAUGAAAGUAAUUUCUCAUUAUCACUUACUGUAUUCGCUGCUAGAGUCCUAACUCUAUGGCGAUAUGGAGGUAUUACGUAUGAUUUAGACCUUAUAACUCUUAAUAAUACUUGUAUACGAACGUAUCCAAUUCCUGAAGAUGCCAAUAUAAUGAUUUCAAGAGACGGGGGAGCUGUAAUGAGCGCGGGAAAUAAGUGCCACCCAUUUUUAUACAACUUAAUGACAUCAAUGACUUCACUGUAUGGAGAAAGACGUGGACCUUAUGACCUCUGCAGCAAAGAUGUAUUAAGAUAUGGCUUGAGAAAAUUCUGUUACAAUGGGAAUAAGAAGACUAGACUCGGUACUCGGCCUGAUAGAAGAUAUUCCAAAAACUGCGAUGGAAUAUCAGCUAUACCACAUAGCAUGAUCUGCAGUGAGGAUAGGGAAAGUACCAGUAAAUGCAUCUGGUCGUCGAAUAAUGCAAAGAAUCGUCAUUUCCUAAAGAAUCUUUGUCCUGUUUCAUAUCGACAAACGCCAGAAGAAAUAUUACGCGGUCAUGUAAUAGCAAUAUACGAAAACAAAUAUAUAUUUUUUCAUUAA
Molecule: messenger RNA, 1353 nt
Organism: Cryptotermes secundus
Lineage: Eukaryota; Metazoa; Arthropoda; Insecta; Blattodea; Kalotermitidae
Exons: 2
Coding region: 49-1353 (434 amino acids)
Biological process (GO): glycosphingolipid biosynthetic process
Molecular function (GO): hexosyltransferase activity
Source: RefSeq, a predicted model, not a curated record